GUGAGCAAGUUCAGUGUAAAAGUUGCCGUUGCCUGAAAAUGUUGUGCACCGGAAAUUGAGCAGCGGAAGUGGAAUGGCCGCCGGUGAACGUUUUAGAGAGAAAAUCUUUGCAUAAUCAAAAUAUAGAAGUUAACUAAAACCCAAUAGAGAAGUGUUUGCUUAAAUAUAAUAAAAGUGUUGAAUGAGUGCUAAUGAUUAGUGCAUUACUGUCUAAUUUGUGAAUAAAAUAAUUUGUAAAUAAUUUGGGUUGAAAACUUUUUUGCAGAAUCUGUGCUGCAGCGAUGUAUAUUUUUUUUCUCGCUGCACACAACACAUGAAAAGUGAGCAAAAAGCCAAUGAGAACGCUUUGUGUAUAAACGACAGACUUACGCACUGUGUAAGUGGAUGACCGAUUACCAGACUUAAUAGUGGCUUGUUGGCUGACAGAUAGACCGACAGACAAACGGCACACAGACAGACGGACUACUGCUCUGGUGAAUUGAGUGAGUGUCCGUCGCACUGGCUGGCUGACUGCGAGAGUAAAUGAGCAAAACAAAAACAGCAAAGCAACAACAAAAGGCGAAAAACACAUUGCACGCGUUAUCAGCGGCAAGUGAAACAAAAUUAAAAAUGUAAAACAAAACGAAAACAAGUAAUAAUACUAUUAAGCAUAACAAGUGCAGCGCUUGUCAACAGUACCUACUCAUACCCCCACCCCCACACAUGUAUGUACAUAUAUACAUAUGUGUGUGUGUGUCCAUAAGCUAAUGUUGACAGCAAUAAAGCAAAAUAAAUAAAUAAAUGAAGAAGUGUAAACGCUAACGUGUCGAAACAGGAGCAAGUACUUAAAACAAAACAAAUGAAAUCGGUGUGAAAAUAAACAGUGGAUUCUUUUGCUGCAGAGCAUAAACAGAACAUAUGCAAAAAAGUGAACAAAACAAAAACUAAUCGCUCAAGCUUUACCAAUUUAAAAAUGUUUAAGAAAGUAAACUAACAAAUUCGGUCUAAGUCUCCUUCAAUUUUGUGUUAGAACUUUUAGAAGUGUAAAAAGCUAAAAUUUCUUGGUGAUUUCAAUCAUUGGAUAAUUUGUUAUGCAAAAGGCAAUAUUUUACUUAAUGGCCAAUACUGAAAUGAAAUCGGACUUAAACCGAAGCACAGCAACCACCAGACAAACUUCAACGUUCAUCACCAGAUGUUUACGAACUUAUUUAAUUCAGACACAUAAAUUAUAAACGAAAGUACAGAGAAUGAAAUUAAGCCAUUUCUCAACAGUGAGUCGCAGUAAUAUAAUGAAGCACUCACUGGCGAACUAACUUUCGAUUUGGUGCGCAGCUGGAUAUUCACCUAUAGUUCCUUGAAUGAACGAAGUUGUGCUAAUAUUAAUAAAGCGAGCAUUUGAGACCAUUCAAUUUAUUAAUGAAGAGCAAAAACAUUGAAAUUAAGAAGAAAACUUAGCUCUAGAGAUGAAGGCAGUUUAAUAAAGCAAUUUGUUGAGUGAAGCAGCAAUUUCCAAGUAUUAGCAAUAAAGACUCACUCGCCCUGCUCAAGUAUCGAAAAUCAAAACACACUAACCCUGCAGCAACAGCAAGUAAAUCAGGAAGCGGCCAUCAAUUAUCUGCUUAGCAGCAGGUGCAAAGGAUAACUGUAAACCGACAGGAUAACCAGACAAUGAUUGCCAGCAUACAAAGCACAACAAGUUGCCAGUGAAGCGCCGAAGCGAGAAACGUGGUGGCUAUUGGGCUGCACUUUCAGUGUGAGUGUGGAGACGCAAUUGGAUUAUAACUAGAAAAUCAGGCCAACGAGACUUCGUAAGAAGCGAAUACACGUGGCACUAGCAGCAUACUAUGAGGCAGCGGCAUUGUAAGUGGGCGUACAAUGGAACGUGCCGGAAGCUCUAAGGCGUUGAGCAGAGCAAAUUAGGCGCUCUGAAAUGUCCAAAACAUCAAGUGCAUAAAGCAACCAAAAAAAAUUUGCCCAUUUAGAAGCGUUCGAACCGACAAGAUAAUCGUCUCCAACAGCAGGCUUAUAUACAAAUCGUCUAACAUAUCUUAAGGCGAGCUAAACAGCAGCGCAAGUGUCGGUGACAUGUGAUGGAACGGCUAUUGAACCGGUUGUGUUGCUGCCAAUGAGUUCCCACACUAGUUUUAUGUACGAGCAGCAACCCCGACAACAACCACAGCAAAAGCAACUACGCUCCACAUAUCCAAUUCAAGAUGACAGACACUUCAGUGACAACGACAACAACAACAUCAGCAACAACAACAACGGAUGUUGGCUUUACGUCAGCUGGUAAUAUAACUGGCUCAUUGCCCAAAAGCAAAGAGGACGCUGUCGAUGACCCAGCUGUCAGCAUAAAUAAAUCCUUCACAAAUGGCGAUGCUCAUAUGGCGCAAUCGCCACCGCCACUUAUAAUAAAAGCCGACCAACAAUCGCAACGCAAUAACAACAUAGGUGCGGGGGUUGCGGGCGACGCGGAUGGUAUGUCAACUAGCUUGACCAGCAAUCGUUACUCGUGCGGCUCAGUGCAGCCACUCACAACAACUGUGGCAGUUACGCGUGGCCGCAUGCCUUCCACGGACAAUGGCGGCACCUCGACCACCAGCACAAGUAAUUCGAUUUCCGCUUGCGACAUGACGACGUUAGUGCAUUCGACCGGCAGUAGCGCGGCCAAUACGGCGCUCAACUCACCAAUUAACUGCAGCAGUCCGACAGCGAAUGCGACAUCCACGGCGGCAACUACGUAUAGCAACGGCGGAAAGGUGACACGUCGCGAAGCCACACAGCAAGAGGUGGACGAAGUGGCGCGUUUAUUCGAAGAAAAGCCGGAAGCUUUCGAGAAAUGGCUGAUGGAGCGUGCGCCGCCCGAGGCUUUGGCGCGCUUGCACGAGUUCAUCGAGUCACGAAAACCACCGAAGCGGCCAUCGGUGACGUCCGAUCUCUUUCAGCAGUGGAUGGCAGCAUCGCCGGUGCAGAAACCUCAGUCCCGCUCACUGUCCACGUCCUCCGGCAAUUCUGUAUUUGAUAGUCGUCGUCACCUGAUGGAAUUGGAUGAAGGUGAACUAUUCAUGGAGCUGAUUCGUGAUGUGGCCAAUGAAUUGGAUAUUGAUGUGCUGUGUCAUAAAAUCCUCGUCAAUGUAGGACUGCUUACUCAUGCGGAUCGUGGCUCAUUGUUCCUAGCCAAGGGGCCACCAAACAAUAAAUACCUGGUUGCGAAGCUCUUCGAUGUGACACAGAAAACAGCGCUCAAGGAUGCUGUUAAGAAGGCUAAGAUGGAGGAGAUACGAAUACCUUUCGGUGUGGGCAUUGCCGGCAUGGUGGCGCAAACAAAAGAGAUGAUCAACAUAAAGGAAGCUUACAAGGAUGCACGUUUUAAUUGUGAGAUUGAUUUAAAGACUGGCUACAAAACGAAUGCAAUAUUAUCGAUGCCAAUAUGCAAUUACGAAGGAGACGUCAUAGGAGUGGCACAGAUUAUCAACAAAACCAACGGUUCCAUGGAAUUUGACGAGCAUGACGUCGAGAUUUUCCGACGUUACUUAACCUUUUGCGGCAUAGGCAUACAAAACGCACAACUAUUUGAAAUGUCCGUCCAGGAAUAUCGACGCAACCAAAUACUCUUAAGUUUGGCGCGAAAUAUAUUUGAGGAGCAAAAUAACUUGGAAUGCUUAGUGACAAAAAUUAUGACGGAAGCACGAGAGCUGCUUAAAUGCGAGAGAUGCGCUGUGUUUUUGCUGGAUUUGGACUGUUGUGAGGCGAGUCAUUUGGAGAAAAUUAUUGAGAAACCUAGUCAACUACAAACUCGUCUUAACCGCGCCAUCAAGGAUGUGGACGAUAAUGAAAGAGAUGACAAACAAAUGUCCCGCACGCGCUUUACAGUUCUCUUUGAGCUGGGUGCCUCCAACCAGUCGGCCAAUAUUUCCCGCCCCUCUGUCAAUGAUCUGUGCAACUCCACUUUGGCGCAGAUUGCGCAAUUUGUUGCAACCACCGGGCAGACUGUGAAUAUCAGUGAUGUCCAUGAGUGGGUGCGGGAGCAUAAUCAAAUACGAACAGAGAAUGAGAUUGACGCGACAAAGGCGAUCUUGUGCAUGCCGAUCGCGAAUGCGCAGAAGACAGUGAUUGGCGUGGCGCAGUUGAUUAAUAAGAGCACGGGUUUGCCCUUCACCGACUCAGAUGUUUCCAUUUUUGAGGCGUUUGCCAUUUUUUGUGGUCUGGGCAUACACAACACGCAAAUGUACGAGAACGCUUGCAAAUUAAUGGCGAAGCAGAAGGUAGCUUUAGAAUGUUUGUCUUAUCAUGCGACCGCUAGCGCGGAGCAAACCCAGAAGUUGGUCAACGAUAAAAUUGAAUCGGCCGAAAAAUAUGAUUUAUAUAGUUUUAAGUUUAUUGACUUUAAUCUCUGUGAUGAUGACACUUCUCGCGCCGUCUUGUGCAUGUUUCUGCAAUGCAAUCUAGUCUCAAAGUUCCAAAUACCAUAUGAAGUUCUUUGCCGUUGGGUGCUGAGUGUGCGCAAGAAUUACCGUCCAGUGAAGUAUCACAAUUGGCGUCACGCCCUCAAUGUGGCCCAAACAAUGUUCGCAAUGCUAAAGACUGGCAAAAUGGAACGUUUUAUGACUGAUUUAGAGAUAUUGGGUCUUUUGGUGGCCUGCUUAUGUCACGAUUUGGAUCAUCGUGGUACAAAUAAUGCAUUCCAAACCAAAACUGAGUCACCACUGGCUAUACUAUACACGACUAGCACAAUGGAGCAUCAUCAUUUUGACCAGUGUGUAAUGAUUCUGAAUUCAGAGGGAAAUAAUAUAUUUCAGGCUCUGUCACCCGAAGAUUACCGUUCAGUUAUGAGUACCGUGGAAAAUGCCAUACUUUCAACCGAUCUAGCAAUGUAUUUCAAAAAACGCAAUGCCUUUCUGGAGCUCGUCGAAAACGGCGAAUUCGAUUGGCAGAGUGAGGAGAAGAAAGAGUUACUCUGCGGCAUGAUGAUGACCGCCUGCGAUGUGAGCGCCAUUGCAAAACCUUGGGAGGUACAACAUCGUCUAGCCAAGCUGGUAGCGGAUGAGUUCUUUGAUCAAGGUGACCUUGAGAAACUGCAACUAAAUACACAACCAAUAGCCAUGAUGGACCGCGAACGCAAGGACGAGUUGCCUAAAAUGCAAGUGGGUUUCAUAGACGUGAUAUGUUUGCCGCUCUAUCGUGUGCUUUGCGACACUUUCCCCUGGAUAACUCCACUAUAUGAGGGCACCCUAGAAAAUAGACGCAAUUGGCAAGAUUUGGCCGAAAAAGUGGAAAUGGGUCUCACUUGGAUCGAUCACGAUACCAUCGAUAAACCGGUGGAAGAAUUUGCUGGUUGUGCCGAUGAGGAGAUAAAGGAUAUCGAAUUCACCGUAACCACAUUGAAUUGUCAUCCACAUCAGCAGCAUGGCGACGAUGCUUCCACACCGGAGCAUCAUCGCGGUAGCACACGACUGAGCAUCAAAAAGACGGGCGCUCUGGGCAAGGCCGUACGUUCGAAAUUGACAAAAACGCUGUACAACAGCAUGGAUGGCGUUAAACAGAAAUCUUCAUUUAAGCUGCUCGACUCACAUGUUAGCGAGGAUUUAGACGAUAAAAGCCCAACGAGUCCUUCGCAGCCAAUGGUGGCGGGUCCAGGUCACAUUUCCGCUUCGUCAUCCACAUCUUCGGCAGGCACUGUCAGCACGACCGACAAGUCGAAGAAGCGCUCCAAGUUGUGUUCGCUGUUGUGACGAAAACCAUCCAAUUAGAAUUUGGUGACCUCCACCGAUAAGCACAGUGGCGGUGGAGGGUCGACCGAUGUCUAAUUGGAGUUAAAACUUAAAUAUGUAAAAUAGGUAUAGCGGUAAGGGAGCAACACUUUUGUGUAUAAAGAGCGGGGUUAAUGCAAGCAUAUUCAGUCUGAGAGAAAGAUAAUUAAAAAUCUAACCAAAAAUCAAAAUUUUUUAGCAAAUUGAAACAAAAAGAUUUACAAAGUUGCAACAAAAAAUCAAAAUGAAGUCCAAAGAUAUACUAUUAGACCAAUUUAGAGUGGUAAGAAAUGUUGCAAGUACAGAAUUUAUUACGCAUUUGCACUUACAAUUUUGAAUUGGAUAAUACAAUAGGCCAUUAAGAAAUUAAACAGUGCAAUUACGAAUAAUUGAGUAUUAGACAAAUCAAAAAUUCUGAUUGGUCAAAUUUGAUACAUUGAAAAAGACUCUUUCGCGGCGUAAAAAGAAAAGCGUAGCUCAUGUGGGAGGUUUUCGGUUUUCUGCCGAGCGCUCGAGAGUAAGCAGCUAAUAUCAACGUAUUUAGAACCACGAUAAUCCAAGAGCUGAAAGCAUGUUAAGCUUGUUUGAAAAUUCUCUUGAACUAAGCAUAAUACAAAGCACAACCUAAUUGACUACCAAAAACUAUUAGGACAUACUUACAUGCACUUAGAUAUGAACGCAAAGCAUGUGACUUUACUAGAACUCAAUUUUAAAUAAAUGUUAGCAGCGAUUCCGCUUUGUGUAGAGAGAACACAUACAAAUUUGUGCGUAUGAAUGUAUUUUUUUAUUUAACGGUAAGCUAGUCAAAUUUUCAUAAAGCAAAUAUGCAGAUGGGAAGCAGUGUCGCUUCAGUGUGAGUCUUUAUUCUAGUCGUAUCACAUACUAACUACACUACUUUGAAUUAAAUUCACAUUAACUUUACAAGCUUUAGAUAUAAUAGAGUUAUUAGGCAAUAUGCACCUUUCACAGCAAUGAAAGCGCGCACUGGUGGCUUGUGCUUGUGUGUAGAUACAUAGACACACUUUCGUGCUGCAGCUCACAACUGGCGGCGCAUGCGCAACUACUUUGAUAGCAAUACACUCACUACUAUGAUAUUUAUGCAAUCUCAAAUAUGAAUAAAUACAAAAUAUGUAUGUAAAUUUGCAUGUUACUUUAAUUGUUAUGACUUAGUGAAAUAUGGUAACACCUUUGUGAAAAAAUCCUUUUAGAUAUAGCUAUAUGUACGUGUAAUGUGUGCACAAUAAACACGAAAAAAUAAAAAACAGAAAGAAAAUCAUUUUAAACUAAAAAAAAUUUAAAACAAAAAUUAUUUGAGUGAGUUUCCAAACUGAAAGUAGCUAACUGUUAAUGUAACUGCAGAGCGCUUUAUAGCCCAUAGAACUAAUGUAGCGUUUUAACGGUAAAAAUAGAAUGAAGGUCAAGCUAGCAGAAAAAACAUGUAAUCAAAACUUUAUUCGAACUUUCGACAUUAGAAAAGCACAAACAAAUGGAAUGAAGCUAAUUUAAAGUAUUUUUCGAAACCUCAUUUACUAAAUGUGCAUGUCAAUUCCUAAAUUAAGUAAUGCAUAAAUGUAAAACAAAGCUAAGCAGCACAUGCAAUGUCAAAAUCAAAAUCAAAAUGUAAUGUAUGAAUACUGAAACUAAAUGUAAUGAAAAGUUUUACUUUAAAACCCACGAAAAUGUAUAAGAAUUGCUAUGAAGCAAGACCGUUUAGAAAGUCUUAUUAUAUCUUAUAAGCAAUUAUUGGCUAAUGGAAGCAGAUGGCUUUUUAAGAACAGACGGAAUAAAGAACUUUGAUUGUAAAGCAAUUUGUCAUAA
Bactrocera dorsalis (oriental fruit fly) is the source of this 7547-nucleotide messenger RNA. Its product is annotated as cGMP-specific 3',5'-cyclic phosphodiesterase. Gene Ontology annotation, biological process: signal transduction. Lineage: Eukaryota; Metazoa; Arthropoda; Insecta; Diptera; Tephritidae. Gene Ontology annotation, molecular function: protein binding; 3',5'-cyclic-nucleotide phosphodiesterase activity. The record is from RefSeq and is a predicted model, not a curated record. Bases 2193 to 5711 code for a protein of 1172 amino acids. The transcript has 15 exons.